Molecule: messenger RNA, 2860 nt
Organism: Haliotis rufescens (red abalone)
Lineage: Eukaryota; Metazoa; Mollusca; Gastropoda; Lepetellida; Haliotidae
Product: cell death abnormality protein 1-like
Exons: 6
Coding region: 335-1393 (352 amino acids)
Source: RefSeq, a predicted model, not a curated record
UAGACAUGACGGCCAUUGCCGGAACAGGGAAAUUGAUACUUUCAUGUGUAUUUGAAGUAAUCCUUCUCUACAAGAGUACAUACACAUUUGUAAUCAUUUGCAACUCCUUCUGGUGGGGAGACUGAUGUGCCCCAACUCACCGGAGAGGACGGGAUCGGGUGUCUUUCGAACGUAUUAUCCAGUGAUCGCUAUGUGAGCAACGGCCCACCCUAUCGGGGUACGAGGGCACGCAAUCAACCACGUCACCGAUCCUGACCACCCGGUCCAGCCGAUUCUCGGAAUCCCCAUGCGAUUGUCUACACUAAGCUAAGCGCCGUGUAGCUAGUUUCCCACGAUGAUGACUGUACAACCCUCAUACUCACUGGUCACGUUGAUUGUCAUCCUGCUACACAGUAGUAAAGCGAGCCAGACCACGUGUACCAACUGUCUGAAUAACAACUGUUCUCAGGGUGGUACUUGCAAAGAAGGAUGUAAACACGGUUUCUAUGGCGACGGGUGCAACCGGUCUUGUCGAAACCAAUGUAUAAGUAGUAGGUGUCACGUGUCCCGGGACACCGGAAGCGCCGUUUGCGACACUGGGUGCAUUCCGGGAUUUCGAGGACGUUAUUGUGAGAGAAAAUGUCCCAGACGAUGCGCAGUGUGCACCAACACCAUGUGUCCCAAUUGUACUAGUGACUCGUGGUACGGGGCAAACUGUAGUAAGUACUGUAGCCACUGCAAUGGUGCGUCCUGCUUUAAGAACGGAGACUGCAAACGAGGCUGCACCGGAAGGAACGUUGGACCAGGAUGCAACACUACGCCUACCUGCAGUUUCCGGUGUUCUGAAUGCGAUGGAAGCUCGGAUACGUGUUCGACGUGCAAACCUGGUUACUAUGGCAACAGCUGUGUCCGCAACUGCAGUUCUAACUGUAUCGGGUCUGUCUGCCACUUUUCAAACGGGACAUGUGCGCAAGGGUGUAUUUCUGGAUGGGUCGGACAUGAUUGUAUGGUGCAGCUGCUGGUUGAUGACACACAUACAGCUGAACCAGAGCAUGGCGAGACGAUACGUGACGGUGGUGUCUACGGCACAGAGGGGGGCGAGGGUGACAAGACGUUAAACAUGCUAAUCAUCUUCGGAUCGCUCACCGGAUUCAUGAUCGUCGUGUCCUGUAUUGUUGGUGUGAGCUUGUGGCACACAAAGGAAAGCAGAAGGACUACUCACCAUGUUAGAACAAUCACUUCUGGAAACACAAACCACGCCUCAUCACAACAUGGGGGCGGCCGCGAUGCCCAAAGUUAUUUAACAGCCACACAUGACAUUUCUCAUAUUGAAGCACAUAUUUAUGAUGAAAUUCCCGAGUGUCAUGAGAGAUUACAGUUGAAAACGGAACCGUAUACAGUGGAAUCUGUCUAAACGAGACUUGUGCGGGACCGAAAGUUCAGUCCGCUUUAGACAGUGGUCCGGAUUUGUGAGUGAGUGAAUGAGUGAGUGAGUGAGUGGGUGGGUGGGUGAGCGAGUGAGUGACAGACUGGUGUAACCACGAAUACAUACAGAAGCAACCUUCGACGUUCAUACUGUUUAGCCCUCACCCUUUGAAGGUUCAUACUCCAUUGAACUCAAUGAAGAAGUCAAUUCUUAAAUGUUUUCACUAUGUUAAGACAAUGUAUAUUGGUAUAUUAUACGUAAUGACAUUACACAGUGUUUAUGUGACAUAUCCUGACAUUGUAUAGUGUUUUCAUGGUGUGUUAAGACAUUGCACAGUGUGUUCAUGGUGAGUUAAGACAUUGAACAGUGUUUUCAUGGUGUGUUAAGACAUUGAACAGUGUUUUCAUCGUGUGUUAAGACAUUGCAAAGUGUGUUCAUGGUGUGUUAAGACAUUGAACAGUGUUUUCAUGGUGUGUAAGGACAUUGCACACUGUUUUUUCUGGCAUGUUAAGACAUUGCACAGUGUUUUCAUGGUGUGUCAAGACAAUGCACAGUGUUUUCAAGGCAUGUAAAGACAGUGCACAGUGUUUCCAUGUGUUUUCAAGACAGUGUAAACUGUUAACAUGGUAUGUAAAAAUAUUAAUGUGUAUAUUAUGUAAAAUACAAUGUAAAUAAGUAUAUGGUAUGGUAUAACACAUAUACUGUGUUUCUCUGAAGUUUAAGACAAUAAUUUCAUAUGGUAUGACAAUCACAGUGCAUAUGCAGCAUACAAUCACAGUACUGUACACUGUUACGCGACAUGUCAGGUAGUUUAUAGGUAAAUAAUGUACAUUGUUUAUAAGGUGCUAAUGGAAGGCGGUGCUGUAAUAUGUUGAAUAAUGUAGAUGACGUUACGUGUUCAUUUAGUGUUUAAGGAAACAAGGAUACGUCUAUAAAGUUUGCCAAAUGUGUUAAACGUCUAAUAGUAUAUAUUAGUAUUGGCUUCAUCCUUUUCUGUACUUUUGUACUUUUUCUAUAUUUCGGUACUUGAGUGGCCAACAUCCUUGGUCCACCACACGCUAUUUGAUCUAGCAUGAUUACAGGAAUGAUGCAAAGUGACAACAAUAUAUAGUCUAAAUUGCAGUUUGUAAUUGUGUAGUUACAAAAACAAACAAUUUCUGACGUAGCUUCAUUGCCUAAAUAUGUGAAGCAUGCUAAAUAUCUGUUUACAUACAUAAGAAUAUUGUAUUUAACUAGAGCCGUAUACAUAAAAUAAUUAAUAGGGAUAUCGUCGACGAAGAUCGUCAUAUGCCUCAGAUAAACAACAGAAAAAGGUAUUCAUUCUAAAUAUAACCCGUUUUACAUAUAAUAAAUAUUUUAUCCCAAGGUUUUUGUGAUAAUCUUCAAAAUCCAUGAGUGAAGCUCUGGGUUAGAAUUGAUUUUCAGCAACCCAUGCCAGGUGGGACUAACGGGAUC